ACAUUAAGUCAACGUUGAGAUGCUGCUGCUGAACGACUCUGAGCUCCGGAGCUUCUCCGAGUUCAGCUUCGAGCGACGGUUCGACGAGCGAGGAGCGAUCCGCUGGAUGCAGCUGCACUGGUCCAAGUCCUUCCUGUUCUGUGCUCUCUACGCCGCCCUGGUGUUCGCUGGACGUCACUACAUGAAGCCUCGACCCAGAAUGAACCUGCGGCUGCCGUUGGUGUUCUGGUCGCUGAGUCUGGCCGUGUUCAGCAUCGUCGGCGCCGUCCGGACCGGUUCCUACAUGUUCCAUGUCCUGAGCUCCAGCGGCUUCAGAAGGUCCAUCUGUGACCAGAGCUUCUACAACGGUCCCGUCAGCAAGUUCUGGGCGUACGCCUUCGUCCUGAGCAAGGCCCCGGAGCUGGGUGACACGGCGUUCGUGGUGCUGAGGAAGCAGAAGCUGCUCUUCCUGCACUGGUACCACCACAUCACCGUGCUGCUCUACUCCUGGUUCUCCUACAAGGACAUGGUGGCCGGCGGCGGCUGGUUCAUGACCAUGAACUACGCCGUGCACGCGCUCAUGUACAGCUACUACGCCGCCCGCGCCGCCGGCCUGCAGAUGCCCCGCCCCCUGGCCGCGCUCAUCACCAGCGCCCAGAUCGGCCAGAUGCUGAUGGGGCUGCUGGUCAGCGCGCUGGUGUUCGGCUGGAUGCCGCAGGGCGACUGUCCGUCCCGCCUGGACAACGUGGUCUGGGCGGCGCUCAUGUACCUCAGCUACCUGCUGCUCUUCUCCAACUUCUUCUACCAGACCUACCUGCGGCGCGGCGCCAAGACCAAGAGCCAGUAGGAGGCGCCACCGCCGGGCAUCAUGGGAGGUUCAUGUGGAAGGGCAGCAGCUGGACAAGAGAACAGCAGGUGUUAUUGAUCAGCUGAUCGACUGCAGACUUCAGGUCCGAGAACAUCAGGACGUUCUGACCCGUUUCACCGUGAAGCCGUUUCUGAGCAGCUUCAGGUUUUAAUGAUUUUAAUCAGUUUCUGCUUGAAAGAAAGAAAAACUCAAAGAUCUUCAUCUAAACAUUGGUUGGUUGAGAAUCUGAGUCCAUCGAUGGUUCAUGGGCUCCCUGUGGUCAUAAACCUGGUCGGGUCACCUGCUGGUUCUGAAAGCGGUUUGGGUUCAGUGUUGGUCGCUGCUCACUGGGUGGAAGCUGGUUCUGAAUCCUACAAAAUGAAGUCCAGUGACAGAAGCUUCAUCGACGGGUUUUGAUCUUUGACUUUGUGAGUCUUGAGCUUUCCAUCCUGUUGGAGCUGAACCGGUUCUGUUCUGUCGGAACCACUCGGAGCUGAACCGGUUCUGUCACAUCCAGACUGUGGAAGCUGCAUCUUUUCUUCUUUAGUUCUUAGAACUUUUGUGGCAGCUUCAAAUCUUUUGAACAAUCCUGUAGUUUGCAGAGAAUGUUUGACUCUUGGGUCCAGACUCGGGCGAAGCAGCUUCAGGAGCUCAAACUGAACUUCUUUCUCCUUUUUUGCUUCUUUUUACAUUCAUUUCUGACUUCACCUGUUUUCUGAUCAGAAUCUUUUCGUCCGUUUUUCGUUGCAGCUGAAAACCACCAGAAGUUUUGUAUCUAUUUAUUGAUCGAUUAGUAUUUAUUGACGUAUGAAGGUGCCUGAUUGGCUGCUGGAAGAGUCUCCUCAGUUCAUUUAUUUAGAUGAUCACAGCUGGAAGGGUUUCAGCUGCUGCUCCUCUCAUCAGGGUGAUUAAUCAAUACCAAUAUUGAUCCGUUGAAUUAGUCUGAAACAAACAGAAGCUGUUUGACUGGAUGACGAUGAUCAGACGUCUUCUGGAUGAACUCACUGAAGUUGUUGUGUUUCAAAUAUUUCAUUUAUUGUUUGGAAAAUAAAUUCAAUAAAGGCUGUUUUUAAAUGUGU
Messenger RNA from Stegastes partitus (bicolor damselfish), 1905 nucleotides. RefSeq names its product elongation of very long chain fatty acids protein 6-like. Gene Ontology annotation, cellular component: endoplasmic reticulum membrane. The transcript has 4 exons. Lineage: Eukaryota; Metazoa; Chordata; Actinopteri; Pomacentridae. Bases 20 to 826 code for a protein of 268 amino acids. The record is from RefSeq and is a predicted model, not a curated record. Gene Ontology annotation, molecular function: fatty acid elongase activity. Gene Ontology annotation, biological process: very long-chain fatty acid biosynthetic process; fatty acid elongation, monounsaturated fatty acid; fatty acid elongation, polyunsaturated fatty acid.